GCAGCAGCCAGUUAUCUCAACACAUAAACAUUGACAGCGCAGAAUGGCGAAAGCUGCACUACGAUGUAUAGAGUGCAAUGAAGAUGCGAACGAGCUCCAUCGUGAUUACAGCAACGGGAUUUUAAAAAUUACCAUAUGUGACUCGUGUAAGAAGCCAGUGGACAAAUACAUUGAGUAUGAUCCUGUCAUUGUUCUGAUUGAUGCCAUCUUGUGCAAAAUUCAAGCAUUCAGGCACAUUUUGUUCAACACAGAGGUCAAUAUUCACUGGAAGCUGUGUGUGUUCUGCCUCCUGUGUGAGGCGUAUCUGAGAUGGUCCCAUCUGCAGGGCUCUGAACAGACCAGUGACCCUGCUGACAUCAUCAGAUACACCAGGGAAUGGGACUUCUAUAGCAUGUUUGGACUCGCAGCUCUCGAGCUGGCUGUGUUCGUUUGUGGUGUGCUGGCCUGUCUGUGGCUGGUGGUGGGGCUGCGGGGCCAGGUGCUGGACACCCACCUGCUGGUCAAAGCCCUGCUGCUGUCCAGCUACGGCAAGGUGCUACUCAUCCCAGCAGUCAUCUGGGAGCACGACUACUCGCCCCUCUGCUUCAGCCUCAUUAAGAUCUUUGUGCUGACCUCCAACACACAGGCCGUCAGAGUUCUACUGAACUGUGGCCGAUGCCUUUCUCUGCUGGCUGUGAUGUCUGGACUGUUACUGGAGUCCUGCGUUUCGCUGACCUUCCACAGGCUUGAGUGGCACACGCAGGACUUCCUACCACACCCGUGACCUAACGUCGACCCCUU
Molecule: messenger RNA, 780 nt
Organism: Alosa alosa (allis shad)
Lineage: Eukaryota; Metazoa; Chordata; Actinopteri; Clupeiformes; Clupeidae
Gene: arv1
Product: ARV1 homolog, fatty acid homeostasis modulator
Exons: 5
Coding region: 44-763 (239 amino acids)
Biological process (GO): sterol metabolic process; regulation of plasma membrane sterol distribution; sphingolipid metabolic process
Cellular component (GO): Golgi apparatus; cortical endoplasmic reticulum
Source: RefSeq, a predicted model, not a curated record